UUUCACCGCAAUGAGGAUAUGAAGGCUAUUGAUGUGCUUCCCAUCCUCAAGGAGAAAGUUGCCUUUCUUUCAGGCGGCAGAGACAGACGUGGAGGUCCUGUACUCACUUUUCCAGCACGGAGCAACCAUGACAGAAUACGAUCCGAGGACUUGCGCAGGCUUAUAGCAUACCUGGCCACUAUUCCAAGUGAAGAGGUGGCCAGACAUGGCUUCACAGUCAUUGUGGACAUGCGUGGUUCUAAGUGGGACAGCAUCAAACCUCUGCUGAAGAUCCUACAGGAAUCUUUCCCUUCUUGUAUCCACGUCGCCCUCAUCAUAAAACCAGAUAACUUCUGGCAGAAGCAAAGGACCAACUUUGGUAGCUCAAAGUUUGAAUUUGAAACGGUGAUGGUCUCCUUAGAGGGCUUGACCAAGAUUGUGGACCCAUCCCAGCUGACAGCUGACUUUGAGGGCAGCUUAGAGUAUAACCACGAUGACUGGAUUGAGGUGCGAUUGUCAUUUGAGACCUUUGCCAGUGAUGCAGCACGGGCUUUGGCACGCCUCGAGGAACUCCAGGAAACUUUGUCCCAGCGUGAUCUCCCGCGGGACUUGGAAGGCGCGAGGCGGCUUAUGGAAGAGCAUGCUGCUUUGAAGAAAAGGGCCACAAAGGCAUCCAUAGAAGAGCUUGACACACAGGGACGAAGGCUCCUCCAAAGGCUACAGUCACAGACUACAGGAGGCGGGAGUAGUGUUGAAAGUGGCUAUGGUAACCGUGGAAUUGGAGCCAGCGGAGAUUCAAACGACCAUCAUCACAGGCUCCACGCUCAUGCUGAUGCACACAAUCUAGUGACGAAAGUGACGACGUUGUUGGAUAAACUGCAUGGCACAAGGCAGAAUCUGCAGCAGCUGUGGCACAUGAGGAAGCUGAAGCUGGAUCAGUGUUUCCAACUGCGGCUGUUUGAACAGGAUGCUGAGAAGAUGUUUGAUUGGAUUAUGCACAACAAGGGGCUUUUUCUCACUAGUUAUACGGAGAUUGGAGGGAAUCACCAGCAUGCUGUUGAGCUGCAGACGCAGCACAACCACUUUGCAAUGAACUGCAUGAAUGUGUAUGUGAACAUCAAUCGGAUCAUGUCAGUAGGAAAUCGGCUCCUUGAGUCGGGCCACUACGCUUCCCAGCAGAUCCAGCAGAUCUCAGGCCAGCUAGAACAAGAGUGGAAAGCAUUUGCUGCAGCGCUGGAUGAACGCAGCACCCUUCUGGAGAUGUCUGCCAGCUUCCACCAGAAAGCAGAUCAGUACAUGAGUAAAGUAGAGCCAUGGUGUAAGGCGUGCGGUGAAGGUGAGCUGCCCUCUGAACUCCAGGAUCUGGAAGAUACAAUCCAUCAUCACCAGGGACUAUAUGAGCACAUCACCACUGCAUACUCAGAGGUAAGCCAAGAUGGUAAGUCCUUGCUGGACAAAUUACAGCGUCCUUUGACCCCAGGAAGUGCCGAUUCAUUGAUGGCAUCAGCUAACUAUUCCAAGGCUGUACACCAUGUCCUCGACAUCAUCCAUGAGGUUCUGCAUCACCAGAGACAACUAGAAAACAUCUGGCAGCAUCGCAAAGUCCGGCUGCACCAGCGCCUGCAGCUGUGUGUCUUUCAGCAGGAUGUACAGCAAGUGUUGGACUGGAUUGAAAACCAUGGUGAGGCCUUCCUCAGUAAACACACUGGUGUUGGAAAGUCUUUGCACAGAGCCAGAGCGCUGCAGAAGAGGCAUGAAGACUUUGAAGAGGUUGCACAGAAUACCUACACCAAUGCUGACAAGCUACUUGAAGCUGCAGAACAGCUGGCCCAAACAGGAGAGUGUGACCCGGAGGAAAUUUACCAGGCUGCCCACCAGCUAGAAGAUCGUAUCCAAGACUUUGUGCGACGUGUCGAGCAGCGUAAAGUUCUGCUGGACAUGUCUGUUGCCUUUCACACGCAUGUCAAAGAGCUGUGGACAUGGUUGGAGGAGCUUCAGAAGGAACUGCUGGAUGACGUGUACGCAGAGUCAGUAGAAGCAGUUCAAGAUCUGAUCAAGCGAUUCGGCCAGCAGCAGCAGACCACCCUGCAGGCAACAGUCAAUGUUAUCAAGGAGGGUGAGGAUCUCAUACAACAGCUCAGAGAUUCUGCAAUCUCAAGCAACAAGACCCCCCACAACAGCUCCAUGGCUCACAUCGAGAGCGUGCUUCAGCAGCUGGAUGAAGCCCAGGGCCAGAUGGAGGAGCUAUUCCAGGAGAGGAAGAUCAAGCUGGAGCUCUUCCUUCAGCUUCGUAUCUUUGAGAGGGAUGCCAUAGAUAUCAUCUCAGACCUGGAGUCGUGGAAUGAGGAGCUGUCCCAGCAGAUGAAUGACUUUGAUACAGAGGACCUGACCCUGGCUGAGCAGAGGCUUCAGCAUCAUGCAGACAAAGCGCUCACCAUGAACAACCUCACCUUUGAUGUCAUCCACCAGGGACAAGAGCUGCUGCAGUACGUCACAGAGGUCCAAGCAUCUGGUGUGGAGCUGCUAUGCGACAGAGAUGUGGACAUGGCCACACGGGUUCAGGACCUGCUGGAGUUUCUUCAUGAGAAGCAGCAGGAGCUGGACCUGGCUGCAGAGCAGCACAGGAGACACUUGGAGCAGUGUGUCCAGUUAAGGCAUCUACAAGCUGAAGUUAAACAGGUUCUGGGUUGGAUCCGCAAUGGCGAGUCCAUGCUGAACGCUGGUCUUAUCACAGCCAGUUCAUUACAAGAAGCCGAACAGCUGCAGAAGGAACAUGAACAAUUUCAACAUGCAAUAGAGAAAACCCACCAGAGUGCACUUCAGGUACAGCAGAAAGCUGAGGCUCUCCUGCAAGCCAACCACUACGACAUGGACAUGAUCAGAGACUGUGCAGAAAAGGUGGCGGACCACUGGCAGCAGCUAAUGCUGAAGAUGGAGGACAGACUCAAACUGGUUAAUGCUUCUGUGGCCUUCUACAAAACCUCUGAACAGGUGUGCAGUGUGUUGGAAAGCCUUGAGCAGGAGUACAAGAGAGAAGAAGACUGGUGCGGUGGUGCGGAUAAAUUGGGCCCAAACAGCGAGACGGACCAUGUCACGCCCAUGAUCAGCAAACAUCUGGAGCAGAAAGAGGCCUUCCUAAAGGCCUGUACGUUAGCCAGACGUAAUGCCGAUGUCUUCUUGAAAUACCUGCACAGAAACAGUGUCAACAUGCCUGGCAUGUUGUCCCACGUCAAAGCUCCGGAGACUCAGGUCAAGAAUAUCUUGAAUGAGUUGCUGCAGAGAGAGAACAGAGUCCUCCACUUCUGGACCAUGAGGAAGCGGAGGCUGGACCAGUGCCAGCAAUAUGUGGUGUUUGAAAGAAGUGCCAAACAGGCCCUGGAGUGGAUCCAUGACACUGGGGAGUUUUACCUGUCCACUCAUACAUCCACUGGGUCUAGUAUUCACCACACACAGGAGCUGCUGAAAGAACACGAAGACUUUCAGAUCACAGCUAAGCAAACCAAAGAGCGGGUGAAGCUGUUGAUCCAGCUGGCAGAUGGGUUUUGUGACAAGGGCCACGCCCAUGCCCUGGAGAUAAAGAAAUGGGUGUCCUCGGUGGACAAACGGUACAGGGACUUCUCUCUCCGCAUGGACAAAUACCGUACCUGCUUGGAGACGGCGCUUGGCAUUUCUUCAGAUUCAAACAAGGCUAGCAAAGAGUUACAACUGGAUAUCAUCCCAGCCAGUGCUCCAGGGUCAGAGGUCAAGUUAAGAGAUGCUGCCCAUGAGCUCAAUGAGGAAAAAAGGAAAUCGGCACGGAGAAAAGAAUUUAUAAUGGCUGAGCUGAUUCAAACAGAGAAGGCCUACGUGAGAGAUCUACGAGAGUGUAUGGAUACCUACCUGUGGGAAAUGACCAGUGGUGUGGAGGAGAUUCCUCCUGGUAUUGUCAACAAGGAACACAUCAUCUUUGGGAACAUGCAGGACCUCUAUGAGUUUCAUCACAAUAUCUUCCUAAAGGAGUUGGAGAAGUAUGAGCAGCUUCCAGAGGAUGUUGGCCAUUGUUUUGUCACAUGGGCUGAUAAGUUUCAGAUGUAUGUGAACUACUGUAAGAACAAGCCAGACUCAACUCAGCUCAUCCUGGAACAUGCUGGACCCUACUUUGAUGAAAUCCAACAAAGACACCGUCUUGCCAACUCCAUCUCCUCUUACCUGAUCAAGCCAGUACAGAGAAUCACAAAGUACCAGCUGCUUCUCAAGGAGUUGUUGACAUGCUGUGAGGAGGGCAAAGGCGAGAUCAAGGAUGGUCUUGAAGUGAUGCUCAGUGUCCCCAAGAAAGCCAACGAUGCCAUGCACCUGUCGAUGCUGGAUGGGUUUGACGGAAACAUUGACUCCCAAGGAGAGCUGAUACUCCAGGAAUCCUUCCAGGUGUGGGAUCCUAAGACUUUGAUUCGAAAGGGCCGUGACAGACACCUCUUCCUCUUCGAAAUGUCCCUCGUCUUCAGCAAGGAAGUAAAAGACUCCAAUGGGCGAAGCAAAUACCUCUACAAGAGCAAGCUCUUUACCUCAGAGCUUGGGGUGACAGAACAUGUGGAGGGAGAUCCUUGUAAGUUUGCCCUCUGGGUGGGCAGGACCCCAACCUCAGACAACAAGAUUGUUCUAAAGGCUUCAAGUAUAGAGAACAAGCAGGACUGGAUCAAACACAUAAGGGAGGUCAUUCAGGAGCGAACUGUCCACCUGCGUGGAGCUCUGAAGGAGCCCAUCCACAUCCCUAAAGCCACUACAACUAAACACAAAGGCCGACGGGACGGAGAAGAGCUGGACAGCCAGGGAGAUGCCAGCAGCCAACCGGAUACUAUCUCUAUCGCCUCACGUACAUCCCAGAACACUCUAGACAGUGACAAGCUCUCCGGUGGCUGUGAGCUGACAGUGGUGAUCCAUGACUUUGUGGCCAGUAAUGGUGGCAGCAAUGGGGAGCUGACAGUGCGCCGAGGCCAGACUGUGGAGGUUCUGGAGCGACUCCACGACAAGCCAGACUGGUGCUUGGUCCGGACCACAGACCGAUCCCCUGCCCAGGAGGGCAUUGUGCCCUGCUCCAUGCUCUGUAUCGCUCACUCCCGGUCCUCCAUGGAGAUGGAGGGGCUUUUUAACCACAAAGACACCUUGUCUGUAUCCAGCAACGACGCCCUGCAGCCAGGCUCCAGCCAAACCUUAGGUCCACACAGUUCGCCGGGCCCCAAACGUCCUGGGAACACGUUAAGGAAGUGGCUGACGAGCCCCGUGCGGCGGCUCAGCUCCGGUAAAGCUGACGGCCAUGUCAAGAAGCUUGCACACAAGCACAAGAAGAACCGUGACGGCACAAGGAAGAACAUGGAUGCAAUCCCCGGGUCACAGAAGGACUCUGACGACAGCGCUGCCACACCACAGGAUGAGACCCUGGAAGAACGCAUGCGUAAUGAAGGGCUGAGUAGUGGUACCCUGUCCAAGUCUUCUUCAUCGGGCAUGCAGAGCUGUGGCGAGGAAGAAGGAGAGGAGGGGGCCGACGCUGUCCCUCUGCCGCCUCCGAUGGCCAUCCAGCAGCAUAGCCUACUGCAGCCGGACUCCCAGGAUGACAAGUCUGCGUCUCGCCUGUCCGCUCGUCCCAGUAGUUCAGAGACACCCAGUGCUGCUGAGCUGGUCAGUGCCAUCGAAGAGCUGGUGAAAAGCAAGAUGUCACUGGAGGACCGUCCCAGUUCUUUGUCAGUAGAGCACGGCGACAGCAGCUCACCCUCUCUCAAUCCCUCUGAUAACUCACUCCUCUCCUCCUCCUCACCCAUCGAUGAGGUGGAGGAGCGCAAAUCUGGCUUCCUCAAGAGAAGACAUUACGUUCUUCUGGAGCUGGUUGAGACAGAGAGAGACUAUGUCAGAGACUUGGGAUCAGUGGUGGAGGGAUACAUGAGCAGGAUGAAAGAGGAAGGUGUUCCAGAUGACAUGAGAGGAAAAGAUAAGAUAGUCUUUGGAAACAUCCAUCAGAUCUAUGACUGGCAUAAAGAUUUCUUCCUGGGAGAGCUUGAAAAGUGUUUGGAGGAUCCUGAAAGGCUGGCUCCUUUAUUUGUCAAACAGGAGCGGAGGUUUCAUAUGUACAUUGUGUACUGCCAGAACAAGCCUAAAUCUGAGCACAUUGUGUCAGAGUAUAUCGACACCUACUUUGAAGACCUUAAGCAGCGAUUGGGACACAGAUUGCAGAUCACUGACUUGCUAAUCAAACCAGUCCAACGCAUCAUGAAGUACCAGCUUCUAUUGAAGGAUCUUCUGAAAGUUUCUAAGAAAGCAGCAGUGGAUACGACAGAGCUGGAGAAAGCUGUGGAAGUGAUGUGUGUCGUCCCUAAACGCUGCAAUGACAUGAUGAAUGUUGGACGUCUUCAAGGCUUUGAUGGUAAAAUUGUUGCUCAGGGCAGAUUGCUCCUCCAAGACACUUUCAUGGUUUCAGACCAAGAUGGAGGCCUCCUGUCCAGGAUGAAGGAAAGAAGAGUGUUUCUAUUUGAGCAGAUAGUUAUAUUCAGUGAGCCCCUGGAUAAAAAGAAAGGUUUCUCUACUCCUGGCUACCUCUUCAAGAAUAGCAUCAAAGUGAGCUGGUUGGGUCUGGAAGAAAAUGCAGAUGACCCGUGCAAGUUCACACUGACCUCUAGAUCGUCUAGUGGUAAUGUAGAGAGGCACACCCUCCAUUCAGCCAGCCCUGGAGUCAGUCAAGUCUGGAUCCAUCAGGUCAGCCAGAUACUGGAGAACCAGCGUAACUUCCUCAAUGCUCUGACAUCACCUAUAGAGUACCAGAGGAACCAUGUGGGUGGUGGAGGGUCGACUGGACCACCCUGCAGCAGCAGUAGUAUCGGAGGCAGCAGUACCAAUAGCACCUCCAACAUGGGAGGAGGUGGUGGAGGAGGGGGCGGCGGCAGCAGUUCUGGUGGAUCAGGAGGCAACUCCUCCUCUCUGUGUGGCCCUCGCUCCCGGCCUUCCCGCAUCCCACAGCCAUCCUCACGCCUCCCCCAGCCUGUUCACCACCACCAUCCACCGGGCCCCGAGGGGCCCGACCGAUCAGCAGCAGAGUGAAAGCAGUAGCAGCAGCAGCGUGUCCACCAUGUUGGUGACCCAGGACUAUGUGGCAGUGAAGGAGGAUGAGAUCAGUGUGGUGCAG
Molecule: messenger RNA, 7126 nt
Organism: Melanotaenia boesemani (Boeseman's rainbowfish)
Lineage: Eukaryota; Metazoa; Chordata; Actinopteri; Atheriniformes; Melanotaeniidae
Gene: triob
Product: trio Rho guanine nucleotide exchange factor b
Exons: 50
Coding region: 19-7041 (2340 amino acids)
Cellular component (GO): cytoplasm
Molecular function (GO): guanyl-nucleotide exchange factor activity; protein binding
Source: RefSeq, a predicted model, not a curated record